Molecule: messenger RNA, 3069 nt
Organism: Elaeis guineensis (African oil palm)
Lineage: Eukaryota; Viridiplantae; Streptophyta; Magnoliopsida; Arecales; Arecaceae
Source: RefSeq, a predicted model, not a curated record
AUGUGGGAUCGACGGCAGGAGCGGUUUGAUGCCACUGCUCGGACUUUGUUCAGCAAUGAGACAGAUCUACUUGCUCUGCUUGCAUUCAAAGAUCAAAUAACCAGCGAUCCCUCUGGAGUUCUAAACACAUGGAAUGCCACCACCAAUUUCUGUGGGUGGGAGGGAGUCACGUGCGGCAGGAAGCACCAGCAGAGGGUCAUAGCCUUGGAUCUCAGCUCCCAGGGCUUGGUGGGCUCUCUUACUCCAUCCAUAGGAAAUCUCACUUUCCUCAGAAAAAUCAACCUCCAAAGCAAUAGCUUCUUUGAUAACAUCCCUUCUGAUAUUGGCCAUCUGCACCGGUUGCAGCACCUAAACCUGAGCUUUAAUUCAUUCAGAGGAGGGAUCCCUGUUGAACUGUCCAAUUGUUCCGACCUCAGACGACUUGACCUAAAAAAAAACCCUCUUGCAGGGAGAAUACCGGAUGAGCUCGGAUCACUAACAAAGCUCGAGACUCUACGGCUCGAGGCAAACAACAUCACAGGAGUCAUCCCACCUUGGCUCGGAAAUUUUUCUUCGCUCUCAGUGCUGGACCUAUGGUUAAACUUCUUAGAAGGAAGCAUCCCAGAGGAACUAGGCAACCUUGCAAACCUAGGAUUCUUUCAGGUGUCUGAAAACAUGCUCUCUGGUAUCAUUCCCUUGCGACUCUACAAUUUCUCAAACUUGUAUGUCUUCAACGUGGCUGGCAACCAGCUGCAGGGUAGCCUUCCACCAACCCUGGGCAACACACUUCCUAGACUUUACCAUCUUUGGUUGGGUGGUAACCAGUUUGAAGGACCCAUUCCAGCUUCAUUAGGCAAUGCCACCAGCAUUGUACACAUUGAUAUCAGUCAAAACAAUUUUAGUGGACAGGUGCCUUCAAAUUUGGGAAGAUUGCAAGGUCUUUACCAUCUCAAUCUUGGUACGAACCAGCUUGAAGCAAGUGAUGCUAACGGGUGGGCUUUUCUCGACUCUUUAACCAACUGCAGUAUUUUACAGUUAUUGGCACUAGAUGACAACCUGCUUGGUGGUAUAUUGCCAAAAUCAAUCACCAACCUAUCCAUAGAACUCCAGUUUCUGGGAAUGGGAUCUAACCAUAUAUUAGGGAACAUUCCCUCUGGAAUGGAAAACCUGUUCAAUUUGUAUGCAUUGGCGUUUAGUGAUAAUCUACUCACUGGUAAUAUCCCAGAAGAUAUCGGAAAACUUCAGAUGCUGCAGGUUCUUUCCUUGGGUGGCAACACGUUAACAGGGACCCUUCUAUCCUCCCUUGGCAACCUCACCCAGUUGAAUGGACUCUACUUAGGCAGUAAUGCCUUUGAAGGACCAAUACCUUCAAGUCUGGGAAAUCUCCAACAUUUAGCAGAUCUGGACCUAUCCAACAACAGUCUUAGUGGUAGCAUCCCAAAAGAGAUAUUCAACCUUUCUUUCCUGUCAAAUUCCAUGGAUUUUUCUGACAACUAUUUGAUUGGAGAACUACCAUUGGAUGUUGGCAGCAUGACAAAUCUCAGAGGAUUAUAUCUUUCUGGAAACAGGUUGUCGGGUGAGAUACCUGGCACACUUGGCAAUUGUGAGGUCUUGGGAAACCUCUUCAUUGACAAUAAUUUCCUCCAGGGGACCAUUCCUCCAUCUUUGAGUGACAUAAAAGCACUUCAAAAUCUCGAUCUCUCGCACAAUAACCUGUCAGGGCCCGUACCUAAAGUGCUAGAAGACUUGCACAUUUUGGCGUAUCUCAAUCUGUCUUUCAACCAUCUGGACGGUGCAGUUCCGACAAAGGGAAUCUUCAACAAUGCAACUGCUAUCUCGCUACUUGGCAAUGAUGGGCUCUGUGGAGGUAUACCAGAACUUCACUUGCCUCCAUGUCCCAGAAAAUCAUCAGAAAAGAGGGGAAGGGAAUUGGCUGAGGCAACAGAUGGGUUCUCAUCCAUCAAUCAUGUUGGCACAGGAAGAUAUGGUUCCGUGUAUAAAGGGUCUCUGCUUCGUGGCAAUGCAGUUGUUGCGGUGAAGGUUUUUAACCUGCAACAAUUAGGAGCCAUCAAGAGUUUCGUAGCUGAAUGUGAUGCUUUAAGAAUCAUCCGACAUCGUAAUCUAGUCAAGAUCAUAACAGUGUGCUCCGGUGUUGAUUUUAGAGGUUAUGAUUUCAGAGCUCUGGUUUUUGAAUUCAUGCCUAAUGGGAGUUUAGAGGAAUGGCUGCACCCAAGAAUCAGUGAGCACAGAAUGACGAACAGCUUAAAUUUACUUCAGAGGUUAAACAUAGCCCUUGAUGUUGCUGAAGCAAUGGCCUAUCUUCAUCAUAACUGUCAACCACCAGUUGUUCACUGUGAUCUGAAGCCUGGUAAUGUUCUUCUUGAUGCUGACAUGGUUGCUCAUGUAGGGGAUUUUGGGUUGGCAAAAAUCCUUUGUGAAGCUAUGAGCAUGUCUUUGCAAAAUUCAGCAAACUCAACAGACGUCAUAAGGGGAACCAUUGGGUAUGUUGCUCCAGAGUAUGGGGCAGGGGGACAGGUCUCUACAUCAGGUGAUGUUUAUAGCUAUGGAAUCCUUCUUUUGGAGAUUCUUACAGAAAAGAGACCAGUUGAUGAUGCAUUUGACAAUGGAUUGACCCUUGAUAGUUUUGUUAAGAUGGCAUUUCCUGAGAGGAUCGAGGAAAUCAUUGAUCCAUUGUUGCUGAUCCAUGAUGAUGAUGAUGAUCCGAGAGGAAGCACAACUAGGCGACUUCACCAAUGCUUAGAAUCUGUGACAAGAGUCGGCCUCAUAUGCUCAACAUCAUCACCAGGUGAACGAAUGAACAUGAAAGACGUGGCCACUGAAAUGCAUGCAAUUAGAAACGCCUAUUUAGGGGGUAGAUACUGAUGGAAAGAGAAGGCAAGGACCACAUCUUGUGGGCUACACCAACCUUUGGCUCAAUAUUUAUUAUGCUAGUAGGAUCAAACUUGUCAUGACAUGUCACAGGUUUAAUUGGAUAUCACAAAUUUAAUUGUAUUAAAUAUCAUGAUGCAUAAGAAUUUUAUUAAGUUGUUGGAAAGGAAAGAUAACUUUUAUUGAUCUCAGAUGAAAACA